AUCCUGACACAACCAUGCAAGUCGCAAAUGUUUUGUUAGUCUUCAACUUUAUCAAGUUUGUUUUUGGAUGUGGAUCAUAUGUAUACCAUGAUCAGACCCCCUUCUGCAACGCUGCUUAUGCCAUCGUCGGCAUAGUACAAGAUUCGUGGGAAUCAGCCGAUGAGUCUCUGUUUCAGGUUAAAGUAACAUCAAAUAUGAAGGGCCAGGUAACCUCCACAGGAGGGGUAAUAACAGUCUCUGGUAGAGGGAGGAUGCAUUCGUGUGGCCCUACAAGAAUGACUCGCAACAAGGCAUACAUCAUAUAUCUUUCAAUAGACGAAGAUUCGUCCUACAAGCUAAAAAUCACCGAGAAAGAAGACUUCAGACUAACCACUAUGGACAGAAUAUGGAAUUACGACUGCUCUUGCCAGAUCGAGAUCAACCUUCCACGACAAUCAAUUCCUAACAGUGGAAUUCCCGCCAGAGACAAAUGUGUGAUCACAGAGCGAGAAUUGGGCUGUCCAUUUCAGAACGGAUACUGCACCAGGCGAAAUUCACGUAAUGUGUGUCAAUGGGUUCCAGGGGUGAACGAUUGCUGAAUGGUGGAGAAAUUUUAGAACUUAAAACAUAAUUUUGGCACACUAUUUUUUCUUUCUUGUUUUUAACGCUCUUUUCUCACACAAAAUUUACUAGCUAUCAAAUAGAUUGCAUUUCCGGACUCCAAUAUGUU
This is a messenger RNA of Saccostrea echinata, 709 nucleotides long. RefSeq lists its product as uncharacterized. The coding region runs from base 15 to 578 and encodes 187 amino acids. Lineage: Eukaryota; Metazoa; Mollusca; Bivalvia; Ostreida; Ostreidae. The transcript has 5 exons. The record is from RefSeq and is a predicted model, not a curated record.